AUGCGCGGCGACGGCGAGGGACUCCACAGCCAAGGUGGAGAAGGCGGGGAUGGCCACUUCCUCCGGCUCUGGCAUGGUAGCCGCCGGCACGGCGGGGGACUAGAUCCAGUCGCGCGUCACCGCUUGGCGGUUGCAGGAGCUGGUGGAAGAAGGGCUAAUCCCACGCGAGGGAUGGCGUCGUUCGGGUGCGGGAGAGUUGCUGAUGGAAUGCUGUUUGAUCCUUGCACCAACGACACCUCAACAACUUCAGCAGACCCGAAUGCCCGCAAGCCAGGCCCGGGUGAUGCUGACGCGGCGGAUACCACCACCUCCAAAGCCCCACCCGAGAUUAUCCAGCUAGACGACGAAGUGGGUGUUGACCCGCCGAAUCCAGGCGCCACCAAGGAGGGAGUGCCGAGUGCUGACACGCCAAUGUCGGAUGCCUGUCCUCGCCAGAUGACCCACAUUUCUCCGGCGAAGUUCACCGCCAAGACCGCGAGGCCGUGUCCUCUGGCUCAAGGUGGUUCAACAUCUUCAUCAGCGGUGGUGCCUCCUGAAGGGUCUACCCAGGACCCUCCGAGUGGAACGGCGGUGAUUCCAGCCUUGAGGCCAACUCCUGCACCUCCGUUGGCUCCAGCUACUUCUUUCCCCCUGUACCAUGUCCUAGAGGAUCAGGUGGAGGCAGGAAAAAAUGACAGUGGAAAACGAGGGGGGGUUCGACCUUCGGGGUUUGACCGCGGCACGGAUCCCGAGGCGGCCACGGAUCUCGCCGGAUCUCCACCGGAGAAGGACGACGGUGGCCGGAGUGGGGACGGGCGGCGACGAGAGAAGGCCGGCGGGGGCGGAAGGCAGAGCUGGCGGCGGGGCGGCGCGGCGACGGUCGGGGCAGCGCCGGGCGGCGACUGGGCGGCCAGGGGCGGCGCCGGCGCGGCGGACGCGGAGGCGGGGACCGGCGGAGGCGGGGUCGACGCCAGUGGAGAGGUGCGGCGGCGGACGCGAACGACGAGGGGGCGGAGGAGCAAGGCGGCGGCAGGCGAGGUCGCCGCGGCGAGCGGGCGGUGGUGGUCGCCGGCGCCGGGCGGCGAGGUGGCCGGCGGCGGGGUCGGGGACGGAGGCGGCGCCGUGCGGGCCUAG
Aegilops tauschii subsp. strangulata is the source of this 1113-nucleotide messenger RNA. The record is from RefSeq and is a predicted model, not a curated record. Lineage: Eukaryota; Viridiplantae; Streptophyta; Magnoliopsida; Poales; Poaceae.